AUGUCAGCUACUGGUGACGACCCCGCCACAGAAGAUACCCCAUCGACCGCAGAUAGAGCCCCCCAGAGAAAGAAGCUGUUAGGGGGUCUACGGGAUGUGGCCCUGAGCACGAGCCUCGUUACCAACGCCAUGGAACUGAAACACUCCGCGGUCAACGAAAUGACCACGGUUAAAGGCAGCGCGACGAAAGAUGAGAGCUCUAGGGAAGAAAAGCUUCAGUCUCUCCUGAAUCUUCUUGUGAGAUCUCGCAGGGAGGCUGUGUUGUACAACGACUUCGUGGACACGUUGGCCAUCGAGGACUCUGAUCUCCUUCUUGGUCCUUUUGCAGGGCAGGUGGAUGAAACUGCGGUCCCCCUCCGCAUGUUUGACUUGGACACGUUGAACAUGGUCGAUGCAAGUUAUUUUGGCGAAGAAGACCAGUACUGCAUGCUAUCACAUAGCUGGAAAGGUGCGGAAAAUGAUUAUGCAUACGUAUGCGAAGCUCAACUUGCCGAACGGAUCUCGAGAUCGGAUGAUCAUAACGAUGUGUCUGCAGUCCUCGACCUUUGCAAUCAUCGGAUCCUGAAAGUCGCCGGUAAGCUGGAGAGGAUUCUGCAGGAGCGGUCUGGUGUAGAACGAUCAAUUCGAAAGCUGCUUGUGGAGUCACUUAGGACAUCCAUGUUAGAAAGAGCUUUGACAGCGAAGAGGAAGAUGCGAACUAUGGAAGAUGCGAACAAAAGACAAUCAGAUCUCGAGCAGAACAACUAUCAAAGGUUGUUGGAUUUUCUGGGAGAGGAGAGAACGAUACUGAGUCUGGAGAAGCGCAGACUCGAUGCAGAGGAGCAACAAGCGAAGGCUCUGAAGGAAUGGUCUAGCGCCGAGCAAGACUAUGAAGCUGCAAAGUCUGAAAUAUUGAAAUUCCGAUCGGACCGCCAAAGUAUCAUAUGCGAUCGACGACUUAUUAAGGGUGCUGCAGCAAAGGAGAUCGGCGCCCGACCCUUUUCAAAGACAGGGAGAAGAUACAUCUGGUUGGACAACUGCUGUAUCGACAAGCGCCAGGAUGCUGAGCUAACCGAGUCCCUGGCACGCAUGGGAGAAUGGUAUGCAAAUGCUGAUUUCUGCCUGGUACAUCUAGAUACGCCGUGGGACAACCGAGAAUGGCUGGAUGAAUGGGAUUCAUGGUGUAACAGCCCGGCGGUUGGGGCCGAGAAAUAUAGAGGAGAAGACUCAGAAGACUCAGACGACGACAAUGUAGUGGUCAGUGCUAACGGAAAGGCAGAGCCUAGACGCAAGCCUGUGACACAGUUCGAGGAAAUAAAGGAGUGGAAGCCAACAUGGGCGACCCGGGGCUGGACACUGCAGGAACUGGUGCUCAGCAAGAUGACCUUUUAUGUCAAUGCGGAAUGGCAAAUGUUGUCGAGGCCGAUUGAUGUCCUGGGCACCUACUACCACUUCUGCCCGUUCGUUGACUAUUAUACCCGAAAUCUCAGUCAUGUACGGGAUCGAGAGCAUCUUGACAUCAAAGCAGAACUGAAUAAGACCGAGAUACGGGAGGCACUGGAUGAAAUAGCGACCUUGGAAAAUGGGGAGGUAAUGAAAUGGGAACACAGCAAGACCGCAACGCCAGGCGAGGGAAAAGAAAUGGUUGGUGUACAGAGCAUCAUCCGAGCACUGGAGCUUUUCAAAUAUGUUGCACCAAAGGAAUUGAACAAAGAGACUGCCAGAUCCCAGAUCGGCUACUCGGUUCAAGUCGCUGUUAGAGCAAUUGGCGAUCAAUCGAGUAGCUCAGACUCGAGCCGCCACCAAGUCGCUAGGGAGCUGGUCAUGAGAAGGCUCUCUGAUGAUGUGCCUCCUGGAAAGCGAGUGAAACAGACAAUUGAUCUUCUUCUGAGGGGCCUUGCAAAAUCAGCCAAUGAGUUUGUUAGGCAAGAUCGUCAAAUAAUCGCCAGUUUCAGCAACAUCCAAGACUUGAGCAGCUGGUCUAAUGGCACCGAAAGGAACAGGUUCUCUGCCCAUACUGUUAUGACGCUGGCAGCUCAUCGGGAGUGCACCAAAGCCAUCGACAAGGCAUACUCGUUAAUGGGCGUGCUUGGGGUGCAAUUCCCGGCGUUUCCAGCUGAGGGACUCACCAAGGCCCUCUCGCGGCUGCUGGAUGAGGUAGUCAUCACCUCUAAUGAUAUAUCCGUCUUCGACUGGACAGGCAAGUACAAUGGCAGUCCCUUGAGAGGACGGUCUCUCUAUGCGUCGAACGUUGACUCUUUCCAAGCCGAAAGCGAAGGAUAUGAAGCGCGUUCUGAUGUGAAUGGCGAGCUCGUUUGUCUCUUCCGGGACGAUCGCAUUAAACGCCUAAAAGUCGCCAAAGGCAUCACGAACCUGCUGCUUGAUGCCACCAAGUUCGUCACAGUCUUCCAACAAGCGGAGGCUACAGUCGAUGCGUUACUGAAACUGGUCGAAUUUAUCCGAACGGAAAGACUUGAGUCUUUAAGAAGCCGGUUGGGCUCAUCCGAGCUUGUUGAGAUAAUAGCAAGAGCCGGUAAAUAUUCCCAGCAGAAUGAGAAUGAAAGGUUGCAGAAGGAGCAGGAACGAAUGCAGAAAGAGGAGCGAAAGUCGCGGGGAAGAUUUACGACACCGCUACCAUCCCUUCACAAGGUGCCCUCCUGGAGGAGAGAUAGUGCAGCCAAAGAUAUGGAGAAGCGAAAAGAAGACAAAACACAUGAAGAUCGGCUGGCAGAACUAGGCAAGAAAAUCCAGAACACUGUUCCUAAAGCCUUGAGGGGAGAUGUGACAUGUGCAGAUGAAAACAAUGCAUUCCUAGCUGCGGGGCUUCACUUCACAGACCCAAGAAAUGACAACAUCAGGAGUGAGGCGCGUGACCGGCCAAUCAUUUGCCCCAACCCGAUUGUCGUUAAUAGUUCGGGAAUCAAAGGCGUAUUCGAUAUCCAACGUAUCGUGGUGAAGCUGUUGCAGGCAGAAGAGCUUCGCACGAGAGUCAAAAAUGCGAUCAGCGACAACGAGAAGAUCGAAGGGUGGUGCACUAUCAGCACAGGAUUUGCUCUCACGAUGGUAGCAUUUUGCUGUGAGCGACACAUCCUCAGCAAGCAACUGGAUCUGGUGGAUGUAGUCGACCAGAACGUCUUGGAAGAGCCAGACAGUCUUUGCAGAGGAGAGGAUGAUACUCUGCAGCAGCAUGUUGGCCCAGGGGAGGUUUCAAACAAACCACUGAGCACCAAAGUCUUGCCAUCUGGUGGAAACGGUGACUCACCAACCAAAAAGCCACUCGGACCUAAGCGAAGUCAAUCAAGUAUGCAUGAUUCAGACAGCUCUGAAAGCAUAGACCAGCCCAAACUCGACAAUUAUGGCCGUUCGGCGGAACAGAGGAAGGUAUCCCGCAUGAUUGACUUUGUCACCGAACCCCAUCUGCAUGCUAUAGCCGGUGAAUGGGUCCUGGCACGAUUCUCUGGUGCGGUAGGGGCGAAAUGGUUUCUUUGUCGACUUGAGUUGGGAUCGGGCAAUGAGUUUUAUGCCCGUCGGAUUGCCACAGAUGAGUUUGACUUCGCUAAUGCUGUUCCCGAAAAGGGCUUGGUUGAGUUCUGGCACAGUUUUCUGCACGAAAAGAAGUUAGCGAUGUGUGACAUGCUUGAACACUACCUGGAUGCGCAGAAGGCAGGGAAUUACGCAAGCUCUCUCCAUGACAACCUCCAGGAGAGUUUCGGGCUUAGGAAGAUGGUUGAAUCCAGCGACGAUGAGGACGAGACGGAAGCGCAAGAGCCAGGAGAGAACCCCAGAAAUUAUGGCCGCUUGACGCCAGCCAGCAAGUUCUUCAAGAUGAUCGGCUGGGGACUCCGGUAUACCUUUGAUGAAUUUUGGGCUAGGCAUUUGGAACGCCAUCUCGAGGGAAGGGCCCUGGCCAAGGUGCCGCUGACCCUCCAUGCAGCCAUCAAAGACUUGGAUGCAAACAAGAUUCUCUUGCCUGUGAUGUUCCACUCAGGGAAAGAUGUGCAUUUCUUUUAG
This is a messenger RNA of Aspergillus sclerotioniger CBS 115572, 3990 nucleotides long. RefSeq lists its product as uncharacterized. The transcript has 3 exons. The record is from RefSeq and is a predicted model, not a curated record. NCBI's taxonomy places the organism in Eukaryota, Fungi, Ascomycota, Eurotiomycetes, Eurotiales, Aspergillaceae. Bases 1 to 3990 code for a protein of 1329 amino acids.